Tilletiaria anomala UBC 951 is the source of this 1682-nucleotide messenger RNA. RefSeq lists its product as uncharacterized. The record is from RefSeq and is a predicted model, not a curated record. Bases 289 to 1551 code for a protein of 420 amino acids. The transcript has 2 exons. NCBI's taxonomy places the organism in Eukaryota, Fungi, Basidiomycota, Exobasidiomycetes, Georgefischeriales, Tilletiariaceae. Gene Ontology annotation, molecular function: protein-lysine N-methyltransferase activity. Gene Ontology annotation, biological process: peptidyl-lysine dimethylation.
CACGCCCCAGCCAGCUUCUUGCCUUAUUCUCCGUUUGGUGUCUCCCCUUGGUGCAGACUCUGCAAGAAUCAGGCAGUGAGGGACGAAGGGAGCUGGGCGACGGUGAUCUGUGACAAACACCAGGGGCCACGGGGCAGGAAAACGCAGUGUGGGUGCUGGAAGGGGUGGCUGAGAGCUGGUCCGGCGCACGACACGACCCCAUUCUGUCGCGUUUGCCAUGUCCAGAGCACUGCUUCCGGCAGCACCAGCUCAAACUCUAGCACCACCCUACUGCAGCGCACGGCAACCAUGACUGCCGCCCGCUCGUCCCCUGCUUUUCACCCUUCCAUCGGCUUGCCUGGCCAGGCAGUCACCUACGUUCCAAAUGACAUCUCCGCUUGGCACCAUUCGCGCGGCGCAGCGCAUUCUAGCGAUGCCGUCGAGCCAGGCACCGACAGACAAGCGCUAGGGAUCCGCGAGGAGCCUAUUACCAGCGUUGAUUCUGGCUCCAGUAUUUAUAUCACGGUCACCGUCCCACCAGCGUCGAUACACUCCAUCUUUGCACAUCGACAGUGGCGGGCGGGCAUGAUCCUUGCCGACUUGAUCUACUCAUCCAGCACCCGAGAGUCAGGGGACGAUGAAAUGUAUGCAAAACCAGGCCUCCUGGAUGUUUCCGGGAAGCAUGUACUGGAGCUCGGUGCCGGAACCGCUUUGCCGGGAAUCGUCGCAGCCCGUACCGAAGCGAGGGCCCAGCAGGUAGUUAUUUCGGACUACGAUGAAGAGGCUCUCAUCAUGAGGCUUAAAGCUAAUGUCAAAGCCAACGUGCCUCCAGCGCCCGCGGGUUCCCGCUCUCAUGUCACUGCAACAGGGCAUAUUUGGGGCCAGGAUGUAUCUGAGCUUCUCGACCUCAUACCGGAACCAUAUCGCCUUCAAGAAGCGCUGUAUGCUGCGAAAUUCCCACAACAGCUGCGCUUUACGACCAUCCUCCUCGCCGACUGUCUUUGGGACAGCUUGUCGCACACCGCGCUGCUGCGCACGAUAACGCGCACGCUAGAGCGCUCGGCACAUGCUCGGGUAUACGUUGUCAGUGGCCUUCACACGGGCCGCGAAACGCUCGUGUCGUUCAUCCGGCGCGCACGGAGGGAAGGAAUCGUGCUGAAAAAGUGGCUGGACAUCGAGGAAGAGCAAUUGGCGGGUGAGGAGGCCCCUGCGCCGCAGGAGAAGGAUCAGACGAGACGGGCCAGGCUUGUCAGGUCUAAUGACCCAGACGACGCAGACGCAGGAGAGGAAGGUUGGGAGGCGUACCUGCUAGAAGUGCAGCUUGCGCUCGACGAAGAAGAUCACGGUGAAGGUGGUGAUACUCCCUCUACCUCACAAGAGGCGGGAUCGACGUCGGACUCAACGGUACCAGCGCUACUAGCCGUCGGCAGCCGCAUCGAUCCGCUUGUCACGCGCCCCUUCAGCUCGGUCGAGCGACCAGAGGAGCGAAAAGAGAUCGGCGGCGUGCAGCCGAGAAAUCGCUGGAUCACCCUGUGGAGCCUUGGAUGGAGUUCAAGCGCACUCGAUGGUUAAACAGCUGUCGGACUGAAACCAGAUACCCUUGACCUUGAAGGUUCAUGUUUCAAGCAAGGAUAGAAUCAAUUAGCGACUUUUUCAUUCAUCUAAUAUGACUAAGGCCCCUUCCAAGGUCUCCACCAUUUCUG